AUCUGAUCUGUCCCGGUUCAAUGCGCUCUAAGGGAAUUUGGUGGCCACGCGCCUUCCUCCCUCGCCACACGCCUUCCCUCGGCCUUUUACAGUUGACACCCUCCCUGGUCGCAAGAUUGAAUACGAGCCCUAAUUUCUUCAUUGAAUCUUUGUUUACGUACUUAUUUUUCUCAAAUUCCCCCUUGUUUCUUUGUUUAAAGAUCAGAUUCCUUACAAAAUCGUCUCUGUUUUGAGAGGGACUUCUGCUUGAUAUUUCUCAUUUUCCAACAUGGUCUCGGAGACUCCUGCUCCGGAGAACGUCGAGAAGGUCUAUGUACCCUCAAAUGUGUCGGAUAACAGAUCAAGCAAAGGGAAAAUUCCUAAAAGAGUUCACAAGGCAGAGAGGGAGAAAAUGAAGCGGGAGCAUUUGAAUGAGCUUUUCAUUGAGCUGGGCAAUGCCCUUGAACUUACUCAGCAGAACAACGGAAAGGCUUCCAUUCUCUGUGAGACAAGCCGACUUCUAAAGGACUUGUUUGAUCAGAUUGAAUCCCUUAAGAAGGAGAAUGCAUCUCUCAUUUCUGAGUCUCGAGAUGUAACCAUUGAGAAGAAAGAAUUGAAGGAGGAGAAUUCUGCAUUGGAAACUCAAAUUGAGAAACUCCAGAAUGAGAUAGCAGCAAGGGUGGCUCAGUGUAAACCUGACUUGAAUAUACCUCCCCUUGAAUUUCAGCAAUCAGAAUUGAUGUCACAUUUUCCAGGACAUGGUCUCGGGAUGCCUGCUGGCGACGCAUUACAGCAGGCACCUGCUGUUCUUGUUGUUCCCCUGCAUCGUGAUCUCCAAGCUUAUCCGGCGACUGAUAUUACACAACCCAUGCUCAAACCUCCAUCACAUGUGAGUAAACCACAUGCUAGGUAUCCCACGCCAGCAGACUCAUGGCCAUCCCAACUUCUUAGAGAGCAGCCACUAGCUGGCAAGGAAUUUAUAUGUAGGGGUAGCGAUGAUGGUGUCAACAACUCACCAGAACAAGGCCGCUAGAAUUUCUACGACUUGACUACUCUUAGAGCAGCAAUUUGUAUCUUUAGAACUCAUCUUGGUUUUCAAGCUAGGUAGGCAGUGUCUCCUCGGCGAGUUUGUAGAUUUCCACCCAAGCAAAUAGAAAAUGAUAUAGUGUUAUUCUUAUAUGUGCUUGCACAGGUAGGGUUUUAUAUCUGCCAAGUGGUUAAACACCAAACAAGCUGAAUUGGGUUUUAAAAA
Carica papaya (papaya) is the source of this 1231-nucleotide messenger RNA. RefSeq names its product basic helix-loop-helix (bHLH) DNA-binding superfamily protein (gene PYE). The record is from RefSeq and is a predicted model, not a curated record. Gene Ontology annotation, molecular function: protein dimerization activity. NCBI's taxonomy places the organism in Eukaryota, Viridiplantae, Streptophyta, Magnoliopsida, Brassicales, Caricaceae.